Messenger RNA from Neohortaea acidophila, 231 nucleotides. RefSeq lists its product as uncharacterized. The record is from RefSeq and is a predicted model, not a curated record. Lineage: Eukaryota; Fungi; Ascomycota; Dothideomycetes; Mycosphaerellales; Teratosphaeriaceae. The coding region runs from base 1 to 231 and encodes 76 amino acids. The transcript has 2 exons.
AUGUCGGGCCUCAUGGACAAAGCGAAGGAAGCGGUGCACAAGAUGGGCUCGAAGCCGGGUGCGGACCAAAAGGUCGACAACUACGCCAACAAGGGCAUCGACCAGGCCACCGACCGCGCCGGCCUGGGCGACAAGUACGAUUCGAAGAUUGAUAAGGUUGCGGAUAAACAAAUCAACAACCAGCUUGGUGGCCAGGGCGGCGCCCAACAAGGCAACCCAGGCCCGCAGUAA